AUGCCUGCUGCUGAGAUCAUAUGCCUGCCUGAGCUGGGAAAGAUGUUGGGAGCAAAUGAGCAACCACAGAUGGUGGAGUUCGUGAUACAGCAGGACACAACUGUGAAGACGCUGAGGGAAAAGUUGAAGGAAUAUGGCCUGCAGACAAGCGGGAAGAAAGCUGACCUGAUUGAGUGUUUGCAUGAGUAUGCUGCUGAUGACACGAGCUGGAGACUUGCUACAUAG
Suillus bovinus is the source of this 225-nucleotide messenger RNA. RefSeq lists its product as uncharacterized. The record is from RefSeq and is a predicted model, not a curated record. The transcript is spliced from 3 exons. Lineage: Eukaryota; Fungi; Basidiomycota; Agaricomycetes; Boletales; Suillaceae. Bases 1 to 225 code for a protein of 74 amino acids.